Messenger RNA from Apus apus (common swift), 3341 nucleotides. It is a transcript of the gene SNX33, whose product is annotated as sorting nexin 33. Gene Ontology annotation, biological process: cleavage furrow formation; endosomal transport; endocytosis. Bases 1027 to 2721 code for a protein of 564 amino acids. Gene Ontology annotation, molecular function: protein binding; phosphatidylinositol binding. The transcript is spliced from 2 exons. NCBI's taxonomy places the organism in Eukaryota, Metazoa, Chordata, Aves, Apodiformes, Apodidae. The record is from RefSeq and is a predicted model, not a curated record. Gene Ontology annotation, cellular component: cytoplasmic vesicle; plasma membrane.
GCCAGCCCCGCCACCGGCACCGGCACCGGCACCGGCACCAGCACCGGCCCCCGUACCCGGCACCCGCACCCGACAGCAGCACCGACAUCGCCGCCGGCUCCGGGCAGCAGCACCGACAUCGCGCAGCGGCAACGGGCGCCGACACCGGAGCCGGGAGGCGGUACCGAGAGCGGCCCCCAGCCCUGGCGGCAGCCCCGGGAGCGGCGGCCCCCCCGGCCCCCUGCCCGGCCAUGCGGUGAGGGCCGCCCACUCGGUUCCUCGGCCCCGGGAGCGGCGGCCGGACGGGCUCUCCCUCCCUCCCUCCGCUACCGGCACCGGCAGCCUCUCCCCGUCCCGGUACCGGCGCCGGUGCUGCCCUGCCCCGCGGGCCCUUUCCCUUCCGUCCAGCGGGAGGUUGGCGGAUUUCAGAGAGGGAAGGAGGGGGGGAAAAAAAAGCCCAAAACAACAAGAAGAAGCCGCCAGCUCCCGGGAGAGUCGGCCCGGAAAGGAACUCCUGGGAUCACCGGGAGGUUGGGCUGGUUUUGGGGCCGGUUCCCGGUGCUUUCCCGGUGCCCACGGACGGGCAGGCGCUGGCGGGAGGAAUUCGGGCUGUUUCACCCACAGGAACCCCUGAGAAAAGUCGCUUUGGAUUUAUUUCCUCGCUGGCAGCCGGAUCUUUUCCUCCCGGGAAGUGAAACGCUGGGAUCAGCGUCUCCAGCGAGAGGAAAACCUGCGUGGCCGUGGCCGGGCCUGACGUCCCGCGGGAAUGCGGGAAGCGCCGCUGGCUUGACCGGGGAAUGCUGGCGUUAACCGGGGCGCUGGGACUGGGGGGGUUCCUUGGCCAGGCGGCCCCCGGCGUCACCACCUCGGGGAUUUCUUCUCCACCUUUUUUUUUUGUCACCCUGAGAAAGCUUCUCCCACAGCCCGGUCCCGGUGCCGAGUGAGCUCUUGGGAUCGCCCUGGGGGCCUCGGUGCUUCUUUCCGGCUGCGGGAAUUGCCCUGUACGCCCCGUGCGUCCCGUCACCCCCUCUGCCCCGGGGACCGGCCAUGGCGUUGAAAGCCCGAGCGCUUUACAACUUCCAGAGUGAAAACAAAGAGGAGAUCAGCAUCCAGGAGAACGAGGAGCUCGUCAUCUUCAGCGAGAACUCCCUGGAUGGCUGGUUACAGGGCCAGAACAGCCGCGGGGAGACCGGCCUCUUCCCCGCUUCCUACGUCGAAAUCCUCCGCUCCCGCUCGGGCUCCAACUACACGGACUACUCGAGCAGCCCGGCCGGCUCCCCUGGGCACGAUUCCUCCUUCUACACAGCUCCCCCCAACCCCGGCAUCUCCUACCAGGGCAGUUUCGAGGAUGACGAUGACGAUGAUUGGGAUGAUUGGGACGAUUCUUGCACGGUGGUGGAGGAGCCCCGGAGCACACCGGGCACCAACGGGCACCCUUCACCCAGCCUGCAGUACCCACCGGCCUACGGCCACCACCAGCACGCUGGUUACCAUCCCAAGCCAGCGCUGGAGAGGCAGGACAGCAUGAGCUCCUCCAAGAGGGGCAGCGUGGUGGGGAGGAACCUCAACCGCUUCUCCUGCUUCGUCCGUUCAGGGGUGGAGGCCUUCAUCCUGGGCGACGUGCCCCUGAUGUCCAAGAUCGCUGAGGCCUACUGCAUAGAGAUGGGCUCCAGAGGGCCCCAGUGGAGGGCCAACCCCCACCCCUUCAUCUGCUCCGUGGAGGACCCGACCAAGCAAACCAAGUUCAAGGGCAUCAAGAGCUACAUCUCCUACAAGCUGACCCCCAGCAACAUCAACUCGCCCGUCUACCGGCGGUACAAGCACUUUGACUGGCUCUACAACCGCCUCCUGCACAAGUUCACCGUCAUCUCGGUGCCCCACCUGCCUGAGAAGCAGGCCACCGGGCGCUUCGAGGAGGACUUCAUCGAGAAGCGCAAGCGGCGGCUGAUCCUCUGGAUGGACCAUAUGACCAGCCACCCCGUCCUCUCCCAGUACGAGGGCUUCCAGCACUUCCUCUGCUGCCGCGAUGAGAAGCAGUGGAAGCUGGGCAAACGCCGGGCGGAGAAGGACGAGAUGGUGGGCGCCAGCUUCCUCCUCACCAUCCAGAUCCCCACGGAGCACCAGGACUUGCAGGACGUGGAGGACCGUGUGGAUGCCUUCAAGGCCUUCAGCAAGAAGAUGGACGACAGUGUCCUGCAGCUGACGAACGUGGCCUCAGAGCUGGUGCGCAAACACGUGGGGGGCUUCCGGAAGGAGUUCCAGAAGCUGGGCAAUGCCUUCCAAGCCAUCAGCCACUCCUUCCACAUGGACCCCCCUUACAGCUCAGAUGCCCUCAACAAUGCCAUCUCCCAUACGGGCAAGACGUAUGAGACCGUGGGGGAGAUGUUUGCUGAGCAGCCCAAGAACGACCUGUUCCUCAUGCUGGACACUCUCUCUUUGUACCAAGGGCUCCUCUCCAACUUCCCAGACAUCAUCCACCUCCAGAAAGGCGCCUUCGCCAAGGUGAAGGAGAGCCAGCGGAUGAGCGACGAGGGCCGGAUGGACCAGGAGGAGGCGGACGGGAUCCGCAAGCGCUGCCGGGUGGUGGGCUUCGCCCUGCAGGCCGAGAUGAACCACUUCCACGAGCGGCGCGUGGCCGACUUCAAGAGGAUGAUGCAGUCUUACCUGAAGCAGCAGAUUGUCUUCUACCAGCGGGUCAGCCAGCAGCUGGAGAAGACGCUACGCAUGUACGACAACCUCUAAGGCCUUCCGCUUGCUGCCCCGCCGAAACCCCGCACUUCUCUCCCCGCCGCCUCGCAGGCCUCCUCUGAUCGCGACCGGCUGAGAACGAACGGGAACUCAUCACGCUAGUGACCAAAUCACUUGGGGCUUUCUUCCCCCUUUCCCAGGCUGUGGGCCUGAGGGGAAAGGGCUCACCCCCCAGGCUGGCCGUGCCACCUCUGUCCCUGGGGACCUCCCACCCUGCCGCGGGUCUGGCGGGGGCGUGGGGGUGUCACAAGAGGGAUGGCAGUGGAGGUGACAGUGCCACUGGCUCUGCCCAGGGAUCUUUAGCUUUCUGACAACCCAUCCUCCUCCAGCAGAGAGGUGGGUCCAUCCCAGCCCCCCCCCUGGGAGAAGAAAUCAAAGCGGUCGACAUUUUGCACACUAAAAGCUUUUCUGAUGGAAAAAGGAGAAGAAAAAGAUCUUUAUUUGGAAGAGGAUGACUUUUUUUGGUUUGUUGUUUGUUUUGGUUUUUUUUGUCACAAGAUCUUUUUUGAUUUUUCGCAAACGUUUCUGCAGCAUUUUUACCAGUCAAGUUUUUAAAUAGACACACCGAGGCGAAGGGAAAUCUCUUUCUCCAGCACAGCUGCUGCCUGGGAAAA